Molecule: messenger RNA, 5562 nt
Organism: Melospiza melodia melodia
Lineage: Eukaryota; Metazoa; Chordata; Aves; Passeriformes; Passerellidae
Gene: SHROOM4
Product: shroom family member 4
Exons: 10
Coding region: 16-4230 (1404 amino acids)
Biological process (GO): actin filament organization
Cellular component (GO): cortical actin cytoskeleton; adherens junction; apical plasma membrane
Molecular function (GO): actin filament binding
Source: RefSeq, a predicted model, not a curated record
GUAGCUGUAGCCGCCAUGGAGCGGGCUGAGGGCCGGCCCGGCGCCCCCCAGUACGUGCAUGUGCAGCUGCAGGGGGGCGCGCCCUGGGGCUUCACGCUGCGCGGCGGGCUAGAGCACGGCGAGCCCCUCAUCGUCUCCAAGGUGGAGGAUGGGGGCAAGGCUGCACUGUCCCGCCGGCUGCAGCCAGGUGAUGAGCUGGUGAACAUCAGCGGGACCCCACUGUACGGAUCCCGCCAGGAGGCCCUCAUCCUCAUCAAGGGCUCCUACCGCACUCUGAAGAUGGUUGUUCGCAGGAGGAGCGUGCCCGUCUUCCGGCCCCAUUCCUGGCAUGUGGCCAAACUUGCCGAAAGCCGCCCAGACGUCCCCACCAUGCACUGCCCGGCUGAUGCCUUCAGCUUCUCCUGGCCUUCGGGGUGUGAUGUCAGCAGCAAGCUGUCCCUGCAGUGGAACCCACUGUCCUGGCACUGCAGCACUGACCGGAGCAGCUCCAUCGGGAGCAUGGAGAGCCUGGACCAUCCCAGCCAGGCCUGCUAUGAAGGAGACCCCUCACCCGUUGACCAGGGCAUGUACCACAGUAAGCGGGACUCGGCCUACAGCUCCUUCUCUGCCAGCUCCAUUGCCUCUGACUGCGCCCUCUCUCUCCGUCCUGAAGAGGCCGUGUCCAUUGAUUCCAGCCUCCAAGGCCCCCGCAAAGCCCCUGACAGGCACUACCUGACCACAGGGGCUGAGCCAUCUGCCAGCUGGCACCCUGAGGCCUGGCGGGCACCAGUGCCCCCCCAGCCCCCUGUCAGGAGGGACAGCCUGCGAGCAGCCCCAGCUGGCAGAGGGGACAAGUGCCAGGCCUCAAUGUCAGCGGAUAUGCUGCAUGCCAAGGGCCGGUGGAUCUCUGACACCUUCCUCUGCCAGCGGGAUGGGGAGGCAGAAAUAGUGGGCAGGAGGAAACUGGCGCCAUACCCCACAAAGGACUGUCUCUCUGCUGACCAGUAUUACAUGCUGAGCUCCCACCCGGACCGUUGCCCAGCUGAGCCACUCCUGGGGGAGAGCAUGGAGUCUGACAACCAGCCAUACGUGGAUGACAGCAUGCACCAAGUGCCUGAUGCCACAACAGCAGGUGACAACCCAUUGCUGUCCCCUCUCAAGGGCCACGUGUCGCACCGUCACAGUGCUCCCGAGCAACUGCUGGCCUCCCAGUUCCGCUCUCUCCAACUGGGCACCAACAGCGGGCGAGCCUCUCCAGCCCCCAGUGGGCAACACUGGACCUUGUCUCCGCUGCAUCCUGAGGGCAGCCGAGGGGGAACCACAGGGGCUGCCCAGGAUCCCCCGCACUGCCCAGAGCCUGGCUGCCGCCCACCGCCCUGCCACUGCUGCCCUGAGCUGCAGCAAGCCUGCGGGCAGGAUGGCCGGGGGGCAAGCCCAGUACUCAGCACUGAGGGGCCAGUGGAGGAGGAGAGCCGUGGAGGGGCCCGGCGGGCUGGGGGUCCUCCCCACCGCUCUGCUCAGAUGCGCCGCCGCAGCGACCGUUUUGCCACCAGCUUGCGCAACGAGAUCCAGCGGCGCAAGGCCCAGCUGCAGAAGAGCCGGGGUCCUGGUGCGCCUCUGCCUGGUGAGGAGCCAGUGGAGGAAACUGAGGAGCCCCCAGAGGGCAGUGUACUGGCAGAGCGACAGCCUGCCCCGUCUGAGUGUCUCAGCCCCGCACCGAGUGAGGAGAGCAGGAACUCUGGCCGCUCAGCAGAUCGGGGCAUCCCCACUCCUGACCCAGCCCCUAAAGGGCCCUUGUCCCCUGAGCGGGUGGUGCCAACAGCCAGGGGCCGCUGGCGCUGGUCCCCGGAAAACAAGCUGCAGCCACAACACUCGCCCAGCCACAGUGAACUGGAGGGCUACGGCCAGGGCCCGGCGGCCUGCAGCUCCCCACCACCACGGGGCAGCGACGAAGCAGUCCUGCUGCCCUUUGCCGACCGCCGCCGGUUCUUUGAGGAGAGCAGCCGACUGGCACCACCCCGGCACAGCAAGCCGCCAGCAGGUGAUCCCAGCACCUUCCAGCCCCCUGGCCCUGAGCACCGGGAUGUCCGCCGCCUCUCUGUGGACCAGCCCUACAGCCCACCCUCACCCAGCCGCCCUGGCUCCGCUGGCCCCUAUGCUGAGUGCUGCCGGGAGCAGCCCCACUGCUACAAGCCACUGGGGAGGCCAGGGGAGCUGGAUUACCUGCGGGGCUUUUCCUACCCCUACGGGGUUCCCCUGCGCCCUGAGCCCUGCCGCUACUGUGGAGGGGACCUGUGCCCGCCACCACGGCCCCGUGGCCACACAUGCCGCUGUCACCCUGUGUCCUGGGUGCGCUGCCCUGACUGCUGCUACCCAGCUACCCAUCCUGGGCGACAGGAGAGUGAUGCCUGGCCCCUCCGGAGAGCUUUCGUUCCAGAAUUUCCUCAGGGUGAGUGGGAACCACCUUCAAUCACCAGGAAAGUCAGCCAGUCCAUCAGUGAGCUCUCCAGCUGCCCACCCGGUUUCCCAAGGCUUGGCCCAUUCCACACCUGCCUUGAGAGCACCGAGCCAGAGUGGCCACCCUGCUACCGGGCCACAUCCACGCAUGACCUCUUGUGGGAUAGUGACCACCUGGCCCAGACCCCUGAGAGCCCCCCGGAUCCGCUGCACCGCCCACUAAGGGGCAGAGCCUUCUCUGAGAGCCAUCUCAACCUGGAACCUUCCAGCCCCUGGGGCUGUGACCAGAAGGACCUUUUCCGUGCCAAGCUGGACCCUCCCAGCAUCCCCAAAAAGAAGGGCCCUCCACCUCCCCGCCCACCUCCGCCCGACUGGGAGAAGUACAGACAGCGUCGGGCAUCCCAGCACCCGCCAGAUGGUGCUGGGCAUGGCUCUGCCUUCUCUGCUGCCCCAAUGCCAAUCCGCAGCAUUGCUGUGGCAGUGAGGGAGCGGUCACAGAGCCUCACUGGGGAGCAGAAAGGCCAGUCCUGGGGGCACACUGCUUGCCCCCCUGCUCCGUCAGGUGCCUGGCCCCGAGCUGAGGCCCCCAGAUCACUCCGCAGGACUCCUGGGCCCGAUGCUGCCAACGCUGAAAUUUGCAGGGUGUCAGGAGCCGGGGAGAAGCGGACAAAGAUGAAGCGGUCUGGGGAGAUGGAGGAGCAGCCCCAAAGGCUCAUCCAGAACCAGGAGCAGGGCCGUGCCAGUCCCCGUGGGGUGGGUGAGUGCUCCCUGUCCCUGCAUUGUGGCUCUUGCCCUGCCAUGCCGGAGGCACUUAAGCCCAGUUCUGGGGCAGUGGAGGGGGUGAGCUGCCAGGGCAGCUGGCCCCAGCCCCGCUGCAUGGACUCUGAGGAACGACUGUGGGACGUGGCUGUCAGGGACCAUUCCCUGGCCAGUGUCCUCGCCCCCUUGGCUUCCCCUGGCACCGCCAGUGAGGUGAUGGGUGAGCUGCUGGUGGCUGGGGAGCGACCGGCCUGGCGGAAGUGUCUCCAGCAGGACUGGCACCUGGAGGCCCUGCCACUGGACAGGCAAGGGUUUGAGCCCAUCUCGCUGCCUCCCAGGAGUGCUGCCAGCUCCAGCACCUUCCCAGUGCACUUUGGUGUUGCAGUGGGCAAAACUGAGCCACUCAACAAGGUAAAGGCACUGCCGGAGGUAGUGGAGGGGAGCUCGGAGGAUGAGGAGGAGGAGGUGGACCAUGAGCUGGUGGAAAAGAAGCUGCAGCUGAUCGAGAGUCUGAGCCGCAAGCUGGUGGUGCUGCAGGAGGCACAGCGGGGGCUGCAGGAGGACAUUAGUGCCAAUGGGGCACUGGGUGAAGAUGUGGCUGCUCGCCUGCAAGCCCUCUGCACCCCAGGGGAGUUCGACAAGUACCGCCUCUUCGUGGGUGACCUGGACAAGGUGGUCAACCUCCUGCUCUCCCUCUCGGGUCGCCUGGCCCGGGUGGAAAGUGCCCUGGGCAGCCUCGGGCCACACGCCCCUGCUGAGGACAAGCUGGCCCUGCGGGAGAAGCAGCGGCUGUUGGUGGCACAGCUGGAGGAUGCCAAAGAGCUGAAGGAGCAUGUGGGGCGGCGUGAGGAGGCAGUGGGUGCCAUGGUGGCACGGUACCUGCCCCCUGAGCACCUUCAGGACUACCAGCACUUCGUCAAGAUGAAGUCAGCCCUCAUUGCUGAGCAGAGAGAGCUGGAAGAGAAGAUCAAGCUGGGCCAGGAACAGCUCAGGUGCCUGCGUGAGAGCCUUGGCCAGGCCUCCAAGGACUGCUAGCCCCCCUACCCAGUCUCCCUCUGGGAUCCUGGCUGUGAUCCCAGAUUGCUAUCAAAGAGGAUCCAGCCCCUUGUGGAUUCUCCCAGUGUCUGUUCAUCUGUCCAGCCCCUGCCUUUUAUUUAUUUUUCUGAUUUACCAGGCAGGGGAGGGGGUUGCCAGUCCAGGUGCUGACAGGAGUUGUUGUGCCACAGAGCUGUCAUGGGCUCUGGCCACUCAGCAGCCUGUGGCCCAGCAAGACCAGAUGGAUGGAUGCUACCACCACUCUCAUGGGUCUUUCUAUGCCUAUGAGGUCCCUCCAGCUUGUCCUGGACACCAGUGCCUGUCUUGUAUCUGGUGCUGCACCACAUGCCUUAAACAUCCCCCAGCUACUAUUCAUGCAGCAUCUGAAAGGGUUAAACCACGCUCACCAGCUGUCCUGUCUGUUUGCCCAGCUCUGUCCAUCUGUGGGGGGGGGGAGCUGAAGGAAUUUCAGCCCCAGCAUCCUCUUCCUCCUCAUUGUGUCAGAAACAAUGGUCCUGGCCAGCAGGUUCUUAACCCACUCCCUGCUGGCUGAGAGACCACAGGGGGCCGAGGUGAGUGCCAGUAGGUGUUGUGUACCUGUGUCUUGGGAUGGUACCCUGCCAGGGCACGGAUGUUGGGACAAAUACACUGAGGCCUGCGCUACUCUCUGUCACCAAUGCUGUGGGCAUGGAGACAACCCAGCCUCAACCAGCCCUCACCUGUAGCUUCUAACUCAACACCAGGAGCGAUUAAUAGAGGAAAAACCACAUUAAGGACAAAACAGGGUACCUGUCCCCUUCUUUCUGCUGCAACAGCCACAAAUAGCACUUAGAUGUCACCCCUGCCACUGUCCAUCUGUCUCCAGGGCAUGAGCAGGUGCCUUCAUACUGAUUUUGCGCAGGGGUUUAAUGCAACCAGCAGGAGCUUGGGGCAGGGGGGUAAACGUUUUGGGGAGGCAUGUAGGCAGCAGCGCUUUGGUGUGGCCCCAUAGCUGGACAACCCAGCCCAGGGUUCAGGCAGCAUCCAUGCCUGCCUGUGAGCUCCAGCAGCAGCCCUGCUGUGUUGUUACCCCUGCUCUGGGCUACCCUUUAGCCUGUUAAACACUACAUUUCACACUUGCCUGACUCUACUGUGGGAUGGUGCCUGGCAGGAGUGGGGUCCUCAACAUUCCCUCCAUCUCAACCACCCCAGAAUCAUUGCUAGGACCAAAGACUGCACCCCCUGGGGGCCAUGCUGCUCUCGUGGUGGGGUUCAGCAGCCCUGCCUGCAUGUUGCUGCAUGCCAUUGUAUCUCUAACAGUAAAGCAGCAGCAGGAGCUGCACUUCUGUUCUA